AUGGCAGCUGGAUUCCACCCCCAUCUUGCUGGUGCUUGGCACCGAUAUGGCGCUAAGGCGCUAGGAGCCUCCAUGUGGUUCUGGAUGAUGUACCGAGCAAAACAAGACAUGCCCGUCUUGCUUGGAUGGAGACACCCAUGGGACGGUCACCACGGAGAUGAGCACGCAGAGCACCACUAG
Messenger RNA from Umbelopsis ramanniana AG, 180 nucleotides. RefSeq lists its product as uncharacterized. NCBI's taxonomy places the organism in Eukaryota, Fungi, Mucoromycota, Umbelopsidomycetes, Umbelopsidales, Umbelopsidaceae. Gene Ontology annotation, cellular component: mitochondrial inner membrane. The transcript has 2 exons. The record is from RefSeq and is a predicted model, not a curated record. Bases 1 to 180 code for a protein of 59 amino acids.